This is a messenger RNA of Vicia villosa (hairy vetch), 2860 nucleotides long. RefSeq names its product glucan endo-1,3-beta-glucosidase 13-like. Gene Ontology annotation, molecular function: hydrolase activity, hydrolyzing O-glycosyl compounds. Gene Ontology annotation, biological process: carbohydrate metabolic process. Bases 164 to 1669 code for a protein of 501 amino acids. NCBI's taxonomy places the organism in Eukaryota, Viridiplantae, Streptophyta, Magnoliopsida, Fabales, Fabaceae. Gene Ontology annotation, cellular component: plasma membrane. The transcript has 5 exons. The record is from RefSeq and is a predicted model, not a curated record.
UGUGAGUUAACUAACACCCUUCCUUAACCGAACAAAAACAAAAACAAAAACUGUAUUUGCCACUUUGAUGCUCCAAUCUGAAGAGAGAGAAAAGAGACAAGAGCCGUUACUCUCUUUCUGAGCUUUAUUAAAACAUUAGUUGCAAACACAACACAAUACAUCAAUGGCUACUAGGUUCAGCUUCAGCUUCAUUUUUUCAGCUUCAUUCUUCUUCCUUCUUCUAGAUUGUUGUUCUGGGAGUUUCAUUGGGAUUUGCUAUGGACGAAGUGCCGACGACCUCCCUACACCCGACAAGGUGGCACAGUUAGUUCAACUUCAUAAAAUCAAAUAUGUUAGGAUUUAUGAUUCUAACAUUCAGGUCCUAAGGGCAUUUGCGAACACUGGAGUUGAACUUAUGAUUGGUGUUCCAAAUUCAGAUUUGCUCUCAUUCUCCCAAUACCAAUCUAACGCGGACACUUGGUUGAAAAACAGCGUCCUUCCUUAUUAUCCGGCCACAAAGAUCACAUACAUAACUGUUGGUGCUGAAAUCACAGAAAGUAGCUAUAAUACCUCUUCGUUAGUAGUACCUGCGAUGAACAAUGUACUUACAGCACUCAAGAAACUUGGGCUGCACAAAAAGAUAAAAGUUUCUAGUACUCAUUCUCUCGGUGUUCUGUCUCGAUCGUUCCCGCCUUCAGCCGGGGCUUUCAAUAGUAGCCAUGCUCAUUUCCUGAAGCCGAUGCUAGAAUUUCUUGCAGAAAAUCAAUCGCCUUUUAUGAUUGAUAUAUAUCCUUAUUACGCUUAUCGGGAAUCCCCGAAUAAAGUGCCUUUAGACUAUGCUCUUUUUCAGGCAUCCUCUGAAGUUAUUGAUCCAAACACCGGUUUGCUUUACAAAAACAUGUUCGACGCACAGAUUGAUGCUAUUUAUUAUGCACUCAUGGCCCUAAAUUUCAGAACAAUUAAUGUUAUGGUCACCGAAACAGGUUGGCCUUCAAAAGGUUCGCCUAAGGAGAAAGCCGCAACUCCUGAUAAUGCACAAACAUAUAACACUAAUCUCAUAAGGCAUGUUAUCAAUAAUACCGGUACUCCAGCAAAACCUGGGAAGGAGCUAGAUAUUUAUAUUUUCUCAUUGUUUAACGAAAACAGGAAGCCCGGUUUAGAAUCAGAGAGGAACUGGGGAUUGUUUUAUCCGGAUCAAACAAGUGUGUAUAAUCUAGAUUUCACCGGACGAGGUGCGAUUGACAUGACUACGGCUGCAAAUGUAACCCGGUCAAAUCGAACAUCAUGGUGCAUUGCUUCAAGCAAAGCCUCCGAAAUUGAUUUGCAGAAUGCUUUGGAUUGGGCCUGUGGUCCUGGCGAUGUCGAUUGUACUGCUGUCCAGCCUAGCCAGCCUUGUUUUGAGCCGGAUAAUCUAGUCUCACAUGCAUCUUUUGUUUUUAAUAGCUAUUACCAACAAAACGGGGCCUCUGAUGUUGCUUGUAGUUUUGGUGGUACAGGUGUAAAGGUUGACAAGGAUCCAAGUUAUGAUAACUGCAUCUACAUGAGAGAUGGCAAUAAUAAAACAUCAGGAGGUAAUGCAAGGGCGGUGUCAUCAACUUCAUCCUCUCAACAGAAAGGAAGAUAUUCUUCAAUUUCUAUGUAUCUUCUUGUAAUUUGUCUCUUUGUUCUAUUGAAUACUGAACAUUCCUGAUAAGGCAAGUAGAAAAUGCAGCAUGAUUUUGCUAUAUUUAGACGUAUGCUGCGUUUUCGCAUCCAGGGGAGGUAAUGGUUUUGUGGUAAGCUUUUCAUGAUAUACCAUGCAUCAGAUAAGUGUAAAAAUCCAUUGCUGUUGUAAAAUCUUUAGAUCAAUGAUAGCCAAAAAAAUUCGUGCUGAUAGUUUUAUGUGCCCUUAAGUUAAGGCCAUAACGAUAAGCAAGAUAAAUGGCAUCUCUGUGAUUCAUUUGUGUCGAUGAAUAAUGAUAGAAACAUACUUUCCAACACACUUUUUUAGUUGGUUGAUGUUUGAUUCAUUAAAUUGAUUGUGCUCUACAUAUUCUCAUUGAUCAAUAUUUCUUGUACUAAUGAUUUUACAAGUAGAAUUUUAAUUUAUAUACGAUUCUAUCUAGUAUUCAUUUACUAACUGAGAUCAGUUAAUUAGUUACAUCUCUAACUGAAUUUCAACAACUUAUAACAAUAUAGCAAAUGAGAGUGAGAUAAACUCUUGGGCUUUCAUGGACUGAGGGGACUGGGUGGCCUAUGGACCCACUUUCAUCUACUUCAAUAGGCUCACCUCAAACUUAAGUUUGUUUCAUAAAGCUGCAACUGAGGAGAUGGAUGAGGCCUAGUGAAGGAGUUUGCAAGGUGGGUAAGCUAUAGGCGCGCAUGAGUAAUAACCAGCUUCUCAAAGAUCACUCUUUCAGGCAAAAAGUGCAUGUGAAAUUGUAUAUGUUUGGUUCUAAUGAAGGAUAGGAUUAUGAGCAAGUGUUACGCACUAAGGUUAUCACACAAUAAUGAUGGUGUCUGCAUUUUGUGCUUGACCUAGCAACAAGUUCUUGUUUUUUGAGCUCUAAGAGACAAUAUUGUGACAAUAAAAUUUGUCUAUGACCCUAGAGGUAGAGCUAACAUCAUUGGCCUAGUCAAUAUCAAUGUGUUUCCUGAGUAUAUAUGGUAUGUGUUCUGGUUUGGACCGAGUAGGCCCACUACUUAUACCAAAGCCGAACAGGCCCAAUGCUUGUACCUAGAUCGAGCAGGCCCAUUAAUGGUUCAGGCCUAAUAACGCGCAGACUAGUCGUUACAAACGUCAAUCCCACAUGUCCAAAAAAGAGCACAUGGUCAAACCCACUAGCGUAGAAUUCCGACAACUCCCUCCUAACCCUACGAUCUGUUUACCCAGGAUAUGAGU